ACAUGGACGUGGACGACAUGCUGAUGGAAGCGGGGGGCUUCGGCCGCUACCAGUGGCUGCUGAUGGCGCUCUUCUCCGUCAUCAACGUGCUGUCAGCCUUCCACUACUUCGGCCAGACCUUCAUCAGUCUGGCGCCCGACCACUGGUGUGCGGACGACGGCAACUCUUCCUCAGAGGCUCUUGACUGCGCCGGGGGCUGGCAGUUCGACUACAACUCCACAUACGGCUUCCGCACCGUUGUCAGCGAGCUCGGCUGGGUGGGCGCGCAGUCGUGGAAGCCGGCCGCCGGACAGUCGCUCUUCUUCGUGGGCUCGGUGCUCGGCACGCUGUCCCUGGGACUGCUCGCGGACCGCGUGGGGCGCCUCCCUGUCCUCGUGCUCGCCAACCUGAUUGGCUUGCUGGGAGACGUGGCCACCGCCUUCUCCAACGACCUGGCGCAGUUCUCGGCCGCGCGGUUCGUCGCGGGAGCCGCCACCGACUCCAACUUCGUCAUGAUGUACAUCAUCGUGAUGGAGUACACGCCCGCGCGCUGGCGCACCGCGGGGCUGAACCUGUGCAUCGGCGUGUUCUACUGCUCGGGGUCGGCGCUGGUGCCGUGGCUGGCGGCGCUGUGCGGCGACUGGCGCGCCUUCCUGCUGGUUGCCGGGCUGCCCCAGGCGCUGGCGCCCGCCUGCUGGCCGCUGCUGGCCGAGAGCGCGCGCUGGCUGCUGGACCGGCGGCUGGUGGCGCGCGCCGCCGCCGGCUUCCGGCGCGUCGCGCGCUGCAAUGGCGCCGUCGUGCCGCCGCGCGUCUGGGACCGCUUCACGAAAAUCUGGACCAAUAAGCCUACAAGUGACAAGAAUCCCAAUUUCCUUGGGCUUUUCGCAACCCCUCGCCUAAGGCGGAAAAUGUGCAUCCUGAUCUUCAAAUCGGUGGUGCUGACGGUGAGCUACGACGCCAUCUCGCGGAACGUGUCCGGGCUGGGGCUCAGCCCCUUCGCGGUGUUCAGCGCCAGCUCGGCCACCAUCUUGCCGUCGUGCGCGCUCAUCCUGGCGCUGCAGGACCGCGCCGGCCGCAAGGCGCUGGCCAGUUCCUCGCUGCUGGCCACCGGGCUGUGCGUGGCGGCCGCCGGCGUGCUGCGCGCCAGCCUGCCGCCGGACGGCACCGGUCCGCUGGCGGCGCUGGUGCUGAGCGGGGUGGGCCGGUUCUGCGUGAACGUGGCCUACAACUCGGGGGCGCAGUACGCCGCGGAGCUGAUCCCCACCGCGGUGCGCGGCCAGGGCGUGGCGGCCGUCCACGUGGCCGGGUACGCGGCCAGCUUCUUCAGCCCCUACAUACUGUACACGGGGGAGUACUGGAAGCCGGCCCCGGAACUACUGCUGGGGGGCCUGUCCGUGAUAGGAGCGGCUCUGUGCCUGCUGCUGCCGGAGACCACGGGCAAGACCCUCCCGCACUCGCUGGCGGACGGGGAGGCCUUCGGGGAGGGUGAAGGGGUGUGGCAGUUUGCCUGCUGCAAGAGACGGCAGCCGCCCGCAGAUAACUCCUCACCACACUUGCGCGAGAGCGCUGCGUAGCGACGCUGCAGCUUCACUCCAUCAACUGCGAAGCAAUACUCCAGUGUUUGACGAAGCUGCAUUACAGCCUGCAUUUAGUUGAUUGUGUGUAUGAUGUAGAAGGUGGUAGUCUGCUCAAAAACUUUACGCAUCUACAGGAAUGCUCGAUCUUGUGAGAAGCCAGCAGGCUGGUCAAUACCACCCACAAAUGUGCAUCAUAUAAAUAUGACAACCUGAAGACUAAAACUUGCAGUAUUCGCUCCAAAGGUCUAUGUACACAGAUGGCAGCUUGCAGAUACUUCCAAAAGCUUUGCUUGUGAAUUUGAUGUUUUGGUAUGGCAACAUGAGCUUGGACAAUUAAGAGUGAUGUACACCAAACAGUUGAUUUGUUUUUCAGCUACUCCAAAACAACAUAACAUAGGCCUAAUUUUUUUAACAACACAGUAGGCCUACCUAUUCAGAUAAUUUUUAUGUUAUAUCACUUCAAGAAUUACAUCUGUUAUUGCCUUAGGUAAAAUGUGAUUUUUAAGUACACCCGCUCCGAAGUAAAGCUAUUCGAUUUUCGCGGUUUUAAAGUAAUGGUGCCAAUAAAGUACACCAUUAUUUUCAGAAGCGCUGUCAUAAAUUUAAAACCACGCUCUAUUUCAUCCACGUGAAUUUGUUAUUUCCAUGCAUGCAUGAAGGCAACAACACUCUUGAAAUGUUAACCACAAUGUAACGAAUUAAUAUGAAAAAUCAGUAAUUGAUAGUUUACCACUUCUUUAAUCGCUAUUCUCGUCAUUGCCUAGUUACUUUAGCCCAAUUACGAUAGAAGAGUGGUUUAUAUUAGUAAAAAUAUCUCCGAUCCUCGAGUGUUCAGCCAAUGUUUACAUUACGUCAUUCCGCAAGCCAGCAGCAAAUAUGGUGGAAAAGGCCAGAAGCAUUAGGGCUAGUUUACCUCCUGCUAUCCAGGAUGCACCAGUGGCAAGUCAUGCUUAUAAAUUCAUUGCAGACCUGCAUUUAGGAAAUAACAGUGUCUACAACUAUGUUCACAGGUAAAAUAAUUUUCUUGUUACUAAAAACCGAUAACUUUAUAAUGUUUUAAUCUUAUAAGAAUUGAAACAUACAUACAUUCUAUAUUAAUAACAUUACUUUUUGUACCUAAAAAAUAUUGUUAGGUCAUACUUAGUAAUGAAGGCCCAAGGCGUACGUAAUGAGGCUUUAAAUUGUUUUACAAUGUUAACUAAUUUCAGAAAGUUUAACCUAAAAAUUAAAUUCCAAAGUUUAUUUGAAUGUACUUAAAUGUAUUUAUACACACAAUUCAUACUGUAAAAUUAAUCUAAACGUGUGUAGUGUCUUGAUUAAACUGUUAGUAAAUAAAAACCCUUGCGUGGUUAUAAAACAAAUCAUUUUGAUUAACAUACACGAAAAAAAAUUAUUUUGAUUAGCUCUCUGUUUUCCAGGAAAAAUUAGGGUGUUACUUUAAGGGGUGGGUGUAAUUUUUUCCAUAAAUUUGUGGCAUCAAAAAACAUUAAUAAUAACACAAUGAUAUGGCAGAACCUACAGUAAUUUAUCGUACCCCACUAUUCUUGGCUAUGACAUGGAAAUCAUUAUUAGUCUGAGUGUAUGUGUAUCAAUGCAGAAAUAUUAUUUAAUUGUUUUAUUUAUAUCUGGUACAUAAAAUAAUGUAAAUACCAUCAAUCAUGUCAAAAUUUUUAAAUAUUUUCACAUUCAAGUUUAGCUGACUCCAAUCACAACUUAAGAGCUAAAAUUAGUGAAAGUUCGCUACAUAUGCCCAAAGGCAAAAUAAACAAAAAUCAUAUCACUAAAACUUAAAUUGUAUUCAAGAUUACAAAAAAAUGUAAUGUAUUUUAUUCUUAUAAUUUUAAUAAACUAAAUGGAAAGUACCUUUCUUCAGAUUUCACAAUACAACCAAAUAUUCAUUUAUUAUUUACAAAAAUUAUAACAAUAGAAUUUUCGCUAAGGAAAUUUUAUUUAUUUUCAAAAAUGCGAGGAGUAGAAAGAGAAGAGAAUUCAGACAUACAAGUAGAACAAAUGAGAACCUCAAACACUUCAAUUAACUUCAGAUGUACUUUAUAAAUAUUUUGGGGCCCUGUAAAGUACUCUUCACUGAGUUUCACUUGGAAAUUCUGCGUUUAUAAGCAGCAUUGCUCAUUACUUUCUUCAUUCUGAAAGCUAUGAAAGUCCCACCAUACAUUUUCAGAAGUAUAGUUAAAUAUUAUAAAGUAAUACUAAUAAAUUAUUUCUAUUCUUUAGCAAACACAAAUGUUUUACAGUUGAACUUAGUCUCUUUCAUAUUAUAAAACCCCAAAAAUAAUAUAUGUAACAAGGACCUAAAAAUAUUAUUUAUUAAAAGGGACAAGAUUUUAUGAUUUUAUUUCUAGGGCAAUUUUGUUUUGUAAACAGAAUAUUUCGGUACACCUAUCCCUCAAUUAGCACGACUAAUUUGUUCCUAAAAAUGCUCGUAUUAUACUAAAUUGCGUAUUCUGAAGCAUUAGUUUCCAUAAAUAGCAUGGAAUAACACUCAACUAUAAAUAUGUCACACCUUUUUAUGCCUCCCAUCGCACUUUGUAUGACAAAUAUGACACAGUGUAACGGUAGAUACGUGGUUAUAUACUUUAUCGAAAGUCGGCUGGCUGCCUUGCCCGCCCGGGCGUGAUCUUCAACAUACGUCGUGUACCUUUCCAAACCAUCCUUUACGGACGUGAAACCGAUAUUACUAUCCGAAUAAUAUUAUUUUAAUUUUUCAAAAAUUAAUGUGCUUAUUCGCGUAUCACCACCUGGUUCACACCAAUCCUGUCAGGCCAAUGAUUUUUUUUUUCAUUGCAGCAUUCCUUUAACAACCUUUACCAUGUGAAUCAUCUGUUCAUUUCUGUUCCGGUAUCUAAUGUCAAAUAUAUUCCCGCUAGUACAACCAACAGCAUCAGACUUAUAUAAACUUUUGGAAAGAUUCCUUAUUUCGUACAAUUAUGCGCACAGUUAACUUGCUUAAAACUAAAGUGCGACCAACAUAAGCAUGGCCGUCAUGACAAUCUGCGCACCGUAAUACUUCUAGUUCUGUCUCAAAUACUUGAACACGAUGCAUUGAGUGAUCAAGCAUGUACAGCUACCGGCAGUUCAAUGGGCAGACGUUGCUUUUGUUUGAGUGAAUUCCCUGCCACUUGCUAGACUGAGUUCACAGCCCGGUUUGUGGCCAGGCGACAACGGUACGGCACGGCGGCAUACGCGCAGACAUAAGAACAUUUGGUCCUUUUCACUCCAUAGCCGCAAUUUAACUUGCCAUAGCUGAUGUUUGUACAACAGCCGAUAGCGUAGGCCGACCUGCGCGCGCAUCUCUUCCCCCCUUGUUUGGCUAACUGU
Molecule: messenger RNA, 4892 nt
Organism: Bacillus rossius redtenbacheri
Lineage: Eukaryota; Metazoa; Arthropoda; Insecta; Phasmatodea; Bacillidae
Product: organic cation transporter protein-like
Exons: 7
Coding region: 3-1553 (516 amino acids)
Biological process (GO): transmembrane transport
Molecular function (GO): transmembrane transporter activity
Source: RefSeq, a predicted model, not a curated record